Sesamum indicum (sesame) is the source of this 1633-nucleotide messenger RNA. Its product is annotated as putative inactive poly [ADP-ribose] polymerase SRO5. The record is from RefSeq and is a predicted model, not a curated record. Lineage: Eukaryota; Viridiplantae; Streptophyta; Magnoliopsida; Lamiales; Pedaliaceae. Gene Ontology annotation, molecular function: NAD+ poly-ADP-ribosyltransferase activity.
CCACCAAAAAUAUCACACACACUGCACAGUGCACGCUCAUACACCCCUUGAAUAAAACUGGGGCGUUAAAUUUUCGUUGGAUUACACUUUGUUGAGUGGGAUUACAAAAAUUAAUGCCAUCAUCUAUCUUGAUUAUGGUUUUCAAGAAAUCCCUUUUCUUCACGGAAUCAUAUGACUUUGGAGUCUUGAACAAAGACUAUUUCUCAACCUCUAUGCAUAGAAACUGUCCAGAGAAUCCAGUAAGAGAGACUUCUUAUUUUUGUUGUUGUGGUAAAGACAAGAUCUACAGUCUAAGUCGGUGAUAUGAACAUCAAGGAAGAGGAUUUCAAGUUGCCCUCUCAUUCAAUGGAAUCAAAUGACGGUAAUUCUGAAAGACUGCAGCCUCCAGCUCCAAAGAGGAUCAAAACAAUUACACCAUUUGAAGAUCGUCCCAACGAUGCAGAAGCAGAAAAUGUGCAUUCCAGCACCUAUCUCGAAGAUCAGGGCGGUGUGAAAUUUCCUUCAUCUUCUGACUGUGGAAGUGGGGUGUUGUCAUCUGACGAUGAGCAAAAACCUUGGCUUUCUAAUGGUUUCGUUAGAAUCCCUGAUGAUGAUACGAAGUAUGAGAAUAUCAAGAAAAAGUUGGUAUCAAGAUUGAGUUCUUGUGGAUUUAGUGCUCAAGUUGAGACCAUUCACAGAAAUGGUUAUUCGAGCAUGACGAGUCGAGCAAGGCUUCAUUCUUUCAGUAUAUAUUCAAAAGCCAUCCAAAUGAAGUCUCACGGCAAUGCCAAUUUGAAGUACGCUUGGUACGGUGGUUCCAAGCAAGAGAUUAGUGAAAUUCUUUCUUAUGGCUUUGGCCUUCCAUUGAACAACGGAGUCUACGGUUACGGUGUCUAUCUCUCUACAGUUGAUCACCCUCUUGAAAGUUUUCAAUCAUCAACUGCCGAUGAGGAUGGUCUAAGGCACAUGUUGCUUUGUCGUGUGUUAUUGGGAAACAUGGAGGUUAUUUGUCCUGGUUCAGGACAAUAUCACCCAAGUUCGGAGGAAUUUGAUUCUGGGGUUGACGAUUUAACGUCUCCCAAGAAGUACAUUGUCUGGACUACGAAGAUGAACACUCAUAUAUUGCCAGAAUUUGUUAUUGGAUACCGAAUAUCCUCAUGCUGCAACGGAUAUCAGAAGAUCUUGGAACCUCCUAAACAUCCGACUUCAGACUGGAUACAUUUGGACACUCUAAUAAAUGCACUUCCCAAAUUCUUACCAGCUGAUGCGAUCAAGUUGCUCUCCGAGCAUAAUAGUCAAUACAAAAAGCAGAAAAUAACGAGGCAUGCUAUGAUUCAGAGGGUGAGACACAUAGUGGGCGACGAUUUGUUGCUCCUGAUGAUAAAAUCUCAUGGCGAAAAGAUCAAAGCAUCAUAUGGGAGCGACAAGGACGAUCGGCCAACCAAUGAAAGAAUCUGAGUUUUUAAGAAGGACCCUCCGGUUUUGAUACAUGGGAUGUCUGUAAUAAGGUUUGUCUACUUUCAAAUAACUCUCUUAGUUCUGUCGAAACAGAAUAAACGGCUCGGAUCCCUUGUAGUAUUAUUGUCUUGCAUUAACUCCGUAUUUGCAACUUCUUGAAAUUUUGAGUAUAAAUACAGUGUAGAUCUUUUAUAUC